ACCUGCGGUCCACAUAGGUGGAAGAGGUUAGAGACAGACAUGCCUUUACGUUGUGUGUUUUUAACGUAGGGGAUAGAGUCACAGCGUAUUAGCAUAAAGCGUAACAGUACCUGCGCUUUACCUGAGCCGCUCACAUCCACCUGCUGGCCGCUGGGAACUGGUGUCUGGCGGCACGUCUGCAGCCAAAGACGGACAGACUGUCACUGGCAAAUGAAAUGAGGUUUUACUCCUUUAGAUUUGGAUGUCUGCUAGCUUUCGCGUGUAUUGCUUCGCUUACUUGGAUUAAAUCGAUUCCCAGUGAUGGAGGUUCAGAAAUAUCACCAGACCUGCAGACCCUCUACGAGCGUCUGUUGGUGGCUGAGCAGUUGGGAGGGCAGGUCAGCAGGGAUCUCAGCAGCAUCCUGGAACAGCUGAAGAACAAAUCCAAAGCUGCCAACAUCACCUAUCCCACCAGUAACAAUUCUAGCUACAUUUCCACAGAAAUAAUAAGGCAGGAGACCGCCAAAUCAGGCCAGCAGACAUUCCUCCUGCCCAACAUUUACCUUUACAUGCCCCACCUCAGACAACAUCCAGACAGCCUGCUACCAAAUGUGGUCCUGGGGCAGGGACGCCGUGGAGUGUCCAUGGUGCUGGGCAUUCCUACAGUGAAGCGUGAGAAGCAGAGCUACCUGGUCAACACACUCAGCUCUCUGCUCUACAGCCUGACGUCUUUGCAGCAGCAAGAUCUCCUUAUAAUUGUCUUUGUUGCUGAGACGGACUCAGACUAUGUGGACAGCAUAGCAAAGACCAUCAACAAGACUUUUCCUAAGGAGGUGCGGUCCGGCCUGUUGGAGGUUGUCUCUCCUUCUCAGUUUUACUACCCCGACUUCAACAGUCUCAGAGAGACCUUUGGAGACUCCAAGGAAAGAGUCAAAUGGCGAACAAAGCAGAAUCUGGACUUCAGCUUUCUCAUGCUCUAUGCUCAGGACAAAGGAACCUAUUAUGUUCAGUUAGAAGAUGAUGUUGUUGCCAAGGCAAACUACUUCGAUGACAUGAAGACCUUCGCCGUGAAGGAGGACUCCAAGCAAUGGCUCUUCCUGGAGUUCUCCCAGCUUGGAUUUAUAGGCAAGAUGUUUCGAACCCGUGACCUCCCGAUGAUCGCAGAGUUCUUCCUGAUGUUCCACAGAGACAAACCCAUCGACUGGCUGUUAGAACACAUACUGUGGGUGAAAGUUUGCAACCCAGAGAAAGACGCAAAACACUGUAAUGAACAGAAGGCGUUGCUCAAGCAGAGGUACAAGCCUUCCCUCUUCCAGCACGUCGGCCUCCAUUCUUCUCUGCCUGGGAAGUUACAGCGCCUAAAGGAUAAGGACUUCGGGAAGCAGACUCUGUACCAGGCUCACAAUAACCCAGCUGCAGAGCUGAGCACCAGCCUGAAGCAUUACCAGCAGCACAGCCUGGAAAGGGCUUACAAAGGAGAGGACUUUUUCUGGGCAUUAACACCCAUCAAGGAUGACUACAUCCUCUUCAGCUUUCCCCAGCCAAUCCACAUUCUCAGGUACCUGUUUCGCAGCGGAAAUAUUGAGACCAGUGGAGAUAAAUUCCACAACACCACAGUGGAAGUGUGGCCCAGCAAUGCGUCGGCCCGACAGAGAAUAUUGGCUGGCUCGUCUUCUUCCUACAAAGUAUCUGAUCAGGACUUCAUCAUUAUCGGUGCGUUUGAGAACGGAAUAGCUGAGGGGGAGAUUGAAGAGGUGCUGCAGCCAAUCUCAGCACUACGCCUGGUGGUCCACUCUGACGCUGAUGUCUGGGCUCUGCUGAGUGAGAUACUCAUUAAAGUUUGAAGACCGCAGACGCAGAGGAAACCACGGACACACACUGCCAUCAAGGCCAGUGCGUCACCUGAGCAAACUGCUCCACCUGCUGGAUAAAGACUUUCCCUACAGGAACUUUUAUUUAUAAGGAUUACAUGAAGUGCCUUAACCGACUGUGACUGUGGCCCAUGAGGAACGAGGACCCACAUUUGUGUUUAAGGUCACACAGUUUGAAUUAAAACUGCAAUAUUAAACAUGCUGUGUUAUGGAAUAUGAAGGGAAUCCAGCUCUCUUGUGAGCUGACUGAAUUGGUCACAUUGCUGGCUCAGAGUAGCUGUUUAAAGACACUCCACUUAUCAAAGAGUUCACUGCUAAAACAGCAGAGCUCCUCCAUGAGUAAUUUAUUAUGCUAUUACAUUAUAUUUUGUUGUAACAAAUAAAGAAAAAA
This is a messenger RNA of Epinephelus moara (kelp grouper), 2241 nucleotides long. Its product is annotated as Alpha-1,3-mannosyl-glycoprotein 4-beta-N-acetylglucosaminyltransferase B-like. Gene Ontology annotation, cellular component: endoplasmic reticulum; Golgi stack; endoplasmic reticulum-Golgi intermediate compartment. NCBI's taxonomy places the organism in Eukaryota, Metazoa, Chordata, Actinopteri, Perciformes, Serranidae. The record is from RefSeq and is a predicted model, not a curated record. The transcript has 15 exons. Gene Ontology annotation, molecular function: acetylglucosaminyltransferase activity. Gene Ontology annotation, biological process: protein N-linked glycosylation. The coding region runs from base 216 to 1823 and encodes 535 amino acids.